Messenger RNA from Daldinia childiae, 378 nucleotides. RefSeq names its product Fatty acid-binding protein. Bases 1 to 378 code for a protein of 125 amino acids. Lineage: Eukaryota; Fungi; Ascomycota; Sordariomycetes; Xylariales; Hypoxylaceae. The transcript is spliced from 3 exons. Gene Ontology annotation, cellular component: cytosol. The record is from RefSeq and is a predicted model, not a curated record.
AUGAGUCUAAAGAAUGACAAGUUUCCUUCCUCGGGAGCCUUUGAAGCUAUCAACGAGGCUUUACAAAGCGAAGCCGACCGAAAAGACGCUAUCAAGCAAGGCAACGCCAUCUUCGCCUUUAACAUAAAGAAUAAAGCCGGCGAGACCGAGAGUUGGCAUAUCGACCUCAAAGAGAAAGGUACCGUCGCUACGGGUCUAGGCGAGAAGCCAACAGUUACUCUAUCGCUUUCGGACGAAGACUUUGGCAAGCUCGUAACUGGUCAGGCUAAUGCGCAACGACUUUUCAUGUCCGGAAAGUUAAAGAUUAAGGGCGACGUGAUGAAAGCGACUAAGCUACAACCUAUCCUAGCUAAAGCACAGACAAAGGCGAAGCUAUGA